AUGGUGAAGGAGGAAUGGAGGGGUUUAGGAAAAGUUCAAUUUACUGAAAAGUUGAAGACUUUGACGAUACCUUUGAGUAGAUGGCACAAGGAGAAGUUUGGUGAUAUUGAUUUGAAGGUACAGCAGUUGGAGGAUGAAAUCAGGAAGUUGGAUGAUUUGGCUAGUGAUGGAGUUUAUGAUGGAACUAUGGAGGCAAGAAGGAGGGCUCUAGUUAGCUUCUGUAAGUGUUGGUAUGUCAGGAAGGAAAUCCAUUGGAAGCAGAUGUCAAGGUCCCGACAUGCUAAGUACAUGGAUAAGAACACUAGAUAUUUUCAUAAUUUAACCUUAGCAAGAAGAAGAAGUAAUCGGAUUGAUGCGUUAGUGAUAAGUGGCAGAUUGGUGAGGAAUCAAGCCAGGAUUAAGAGUACAAUAAGAGAUUUUUAUAAGAACUUGUAUCGUCACGAAGCGUCACCUUUGGUAGGUAUUCGGGAUGGCCUAGUUAAUAAGAUACAGGAAGAGGAGGCUACAGACUUAGAGAGGUUGCCUUCGGCUGACGAAAUAAAGGAAGCAAUUUGGGAUUGCGAGUCGUCUAAGGCCCCUGGCUGUGAUGGCUACAAUAUGAACUUCAUAAAGAAGUGUUGGGGAUAA
This is a messenger RNA of Arachis ipaensis, 627 nucleotides long. RefSeq lists its product as uncharacterized. NCBI's taxonomy places the organism in Eukaryota, Viridiplantae, Streptophyta, Magnoliopsida, Fabales, Fabaceae. The record is from RefSeq and is a predicted model, not a curated record.